AUCAGGCCAGAAAAAAAGUAGAAGGAAAAAUCAGGCAGGAGAGAGAGAGAGAGAGAGAAGAAGCAGCAAAAAUUUAUUGGGAAAAGAGAGACUGUUCGAAUUUGAGAGAGAGGGGAGGGUGAUCAAUUUGUGUGCCGGAGAAAAUGGAGGUAAUAGAGGUAGAAGACAGUGGUGGGUACAGUCUAAAACCAAAUCGUUUAGCGAGCGAAGACAUACUGUUCUGCAUAGAUGUGGACAGUGAAUCACUCGUGGAAAUGAAAGUUUCAACUACAGCUGGUGGGCGACCCUAUACGAGGUUGGACGCUAUGAAGCAAGCCAUCAUUCUCUUCAUCAAUGCCAAACUCACUAUCAGCCCUGAUCAUCGCUUUGCUUUUGCUGGUCUUGCCAAAUCCGCUUUCCUGCUCCAGAAAGAGUUCAGCAGUGACAUUGAGAUGGCCAAUUCUGCUCUUCGGGGUCUCACAGUAAAUUCAUCUUGUGGCCACGCUGAUCUUACUCAACUAUUUCGGCUCGCUGCCCAUGAAGCAAAGAAAUCACGUGCUCAAAAUCGGAUACUCCGGGUG
Molecule: messenger RNA, 560 nt
Organism: Nicotiana tabacum (common tobacco)
Lineage: Eukaryota; Viridiplantae; Streptophyta; Magnoliopsida; Solanales; Solanaceae
Source: RefSeq, a predicted model, not a curated record